Molecule: messenger RNA, 831 nt
Organism: Melitaea cinxia (Glanville fritillary)
Lineage: Eukaryota; Metazoa; Arthropoda; Insecta; Lepidoptera; Nymphalidae
Product: 15-hydroxyprostaglandin dehydrogenase [NAD(+)]-like
Exons: 5
Coding region: 1-831 (276 amino acids)
Cellular component (GO): cytoplasm
Molecular function (GO): oxidoreductase activity, acting on the CH-OH group of donors, NAD or NADP as acceptor
Source: RefSeq, a predicted model, not a curated record
AUGUACGAUAUAAUUGAUAAAGUGAUUGUGAUUACUGGUGGAGCAAAUGGAAUAGGAAAAUGUUUAGUACAGGAAUUUUUAAAAGAAAAAGCAAAGUACGUAGCAUUCAUUGAUAUAGAUGACGUCGCAGGAAAAGAAUUUGAAAAGGAAAUUGAAUUAAAGUAUGGUAAUGGAAAAGCAAAGUUUUUUAAAUGUGAUGUAACAAAACUAAACCAAUUGUAUGAUGUUUUUGAUGAAAUUGCGAAGGAAAAUGAAUACAUCGAUAUAGUUGUAAACAAUGCUGGGAUUGCUGUUGAAUCUCCUGAGAUGUUUGUGAAAGAGAUUGAGGUUAACUUUACUUCGGUAGUCUCGUCUUCUCUUAAAGCUUUAGAGAUUAUGCGUGUUGAUCAUGGAGGGAAAGGAGGUACAAUAAUCAAUAUCUCUUCAAUCGCAGCUCUAUCAAGGAAUAUUGGACAUCUUCAUAUAUAUGCAGCGACUAAAAAAGCUAUACUCUGUUUCAGCAAUAGAAUUGGAGAGACUCAUUAUCCUCGUACAAAUGUACGUGUGAUGACUACAUGCUUCGGGUUGACUGAUACUCAAUUAGUACGCAAUUGUGUAGAGUUCGACGAAAUUGCUAAUGAAAAUAUCGAACAGCUUGCAGCAUUUAUUUCUAACAAGAAUGUAUUUCAAAGGUAUGAACAUAUUCACGCUGAAGAUGUUGCUAAAGGAGUAGUGGAGUGUUACAAGGUUGGUAAAAGCGGUAGCACUUGGUUAAUUAAUAAAGAAGUUUUGGAAAUCACUGACAAAGUUAUAGAGGCUGAUGAUAUUUUGGCAGCAAACAUUGUUAUGUAA